AGCAAUCGGCAGGUGUCGCCCUCCCUGCUCCAGUUGCAUGCCGGGUAGUGGAUGAUGGCUGAGAGCUGUGUGGAGGAAUGAAGCGGCUGACCGCUGCCUGUCUCCCGGCUGAAGCGCGCCCUGUGCGGCCUCAGGUGUUUGAGUGCAGCGGAGCUAUGAGGAGAACUGAACUCUUGCCUCCAGGCGUCCUGGUUGUUGGACUAUGCUGUGUUUGCCCACUGGGUGGCGCCUCCUGAGCCAAGCUCACCGCCUCCCUCACUCCCGGCCCCGCCCCGCUGCUCAGUCCAUCACCAUGUACGCCACCCGCCUCUACAGCACUGCGGGGGGAGGAGGAGGGGGGGGAGGUGGGGUUAAACAGGGGAGAAGGGCAGGGCUGGCCAUGAUCGAGGCACCCCACCCUCCUCACCCCCCUCACCCGACUCCACCUCCCCCUGCCUACCACCUGUACCAGGGCCGCCCUGACACCCACAGAGGGGCACACUUCCACUACCACCCACCACCCACCCACUUGGCCCCAUCCCCAUUCUCCCCCCACUACCAGCACCACGCACACUUCCACACAUAUGGAGGGGGGGCUCCAGGGGGCGGGGCCUCUGCCCCUGGUAACAAGAAGAAGACGUGGAACUUCAUCCACGAGAAGAUGAGCUACGACACGUUCUUCACCAUGAAGCGCCUGAUUGAGCGUUCGCGCCGUCCUGACGAGGUGCUGCGCUGGGUCACCCAGAACCCGGCCAAGAUCUCCCACAACCACUACCCCGUCGCCCUGCAGAAGAUCGGACAGCUGCUUCAGGCCACACCAUCACCACGAACCGGAGGGGACGACACAGAAGCCUCGGCAUGUGGAGGAGCCGAGGGGGGUGACGAACGCCAGAUCCUGGAGCAUCAGGACUUUCAGACGCUCUGUAACGCCAUCGUCAACGACUGCGCCAAAUUUGACAACUUCAGCAUUGUCAACUGUUUGUAUGCUGUGGCAGCACUUGGUCUUUCCAGUGACGCUCAGGUGGUCCACGUGUUGGAGGCGGAGUCUCAGUCCCGACUGAGCCAGUUUAACCAGAAGGACGUUUCCAUGGUGUUCAGCUCCAGUAUGAAGCUUCACCCAGGAAGUCAACACCCGCUGACCGAGGCCUGCCUGACCGGCCUGGAGAAGAACCUGGAGAGAGAGCGCCACCCGCAGACGCUCUUCUUAUUGCUCUCAUAUUACAGACUCAAGUGGCGCUCGCUGCAACAGCAGGAGCCCACUGCUGCUGCAGGGGGCGUUGCAACCACCACUACUAAAACCAACAACACGCCCCCAAACCCUGAACUACUGCUUGCCAACAGGAAGAUCUUACGUCUCGUUAAACACACUUUGGCGAGUGUCAGUGGCGUUCGCGACCAAGAGAUGGCCCUGUUGGAUGAGAUGUUGGCAGCGUGUGCUAGAGAGGCGAGCAACAAGAGUCUGGAGUUGAUCUUCAGUUCCCACCUGUUCUACCAGAACCGACAGGAGAAGUUCAUCAGCAGCCUGGCAGAGGAGCUCCCCAAGAAGGUUGACAGCAUCACGCCUUACACAAUGGCUCUGAUUGCCAAAUACAUCGCUCGCCAUCGACUGAGAGAAACCCGGCUGCUUGACACCAUCGCAGACUUCUUGGUGAAGAAGGCGGAAUACCUGGACAGUAAGGUGAUCCAGAAGCUGGUGUUCCCAUUCAGCAGGAUGAGUUACCGUCCAUCCAAUGAGCAGCAGUUUUUCUCUGGCUUGGAGGAGGUGCUGGAGCUGAAGGCUCUGAGUUCACCACUCGCAACCGUCAACAUCCUCAUGUCUCUGUUCCAGUUGGGUCAUUUCCCCGGCCUGGUGCUGCACCGUGUCUUCUCCUCUGCCUUCAUCAGCAAUGUCACCAACAGUCCCUAUGCUGUGAUCGUCCGGAGGUACCUGUCUCUGCUGGACGCCGCCAUCGAGCUGGAGUACCGCGACUACACCGGACCACGACUGCAGGAGACGCACAAAGUACUGAUGUUUGACCACGCGCUGACUGCUGACGAGGUCAACCGCAAGUACAGUUAUAAAGGUCUGGUUGCUGAAGCUUUACGUCAGCUGGUUGGAGAACAAAACUACAAACAGGAUGAAGUGCUCCCUCCAGGGUACUACACAGACUUCGUGCUGUGGAUGGACAGUUCUGGUCGGGUUCUACCCAUCAGACCAGGAGCGGCGCUGUCCUUGACUGUUGUUCCUUCAUCCUGCGUCGCUGUUGCAUCUAAACCUGUUGACGGCGCAGUUACCGUGGUGACUUCAGAGUUCCAGAGGUUUUCUCCAUUUGCGGUGCUAGAGGAAGGUGGCGAACAGCAGUGUCAAGUGGGCGAGGUGAUGGGUGGGGCCAUGGAACCCAUGUCCUUCCUGCCUCAACACAUCCGCAGCACAACGGGGGCCACGCUGUCCUCGGGAGCCCCUCGGCCCACCAACGGCGGCCCCUUGGACUACGCCCCCUACUUUGUCCCUGCAGCAGAGUACUACGCCAGUCUGGCCAAGGAGCACUCACUGGAGAGCCAGGACAGCUCCACGCUCAGCAGCCCCCCCUCUGAUGGAUUGGCCCCGUCUGGGGUUCCAGGACCUGUCGAGACCACAGCCCCUGACUCUCUUUUCCAGUUCUCUAUUGGGAAAAUCCUGGAGGACGAGGGGGGAACUGGGGCCCCUGAGAGCCAGGGGACAGACUGUGAGUUGCCGGGGUUCUAUGAGGGCGUGACGUAUUCUGAGGUGUCAGGGGCCGACAGAGGGCCCUCAUCACCACCACAGCUCCACCCCCCCGAUCAACCAGAGCCUGAUAACCCCCCGACUGACCAGAGACCGAUUAGGAGGUCAGUCCACGAGUCCUAGUACACACAUUGACUG
Molecule: messenger RNA, 2860 nt
Organism: Paralichthys olivaceus (Japanese flounder)
Lineage: Eukaryota; Metazoa; Chordata; Actinopteri; Pleuronectiformes; Paralichthyidae
Source: RefSeq, a predicted model, not a curated record